Molecule: messenger RNA, 1307 nt
Organism: Pocillopora damicornis (cauliflower coral)
Lineage: Eukaryota; Metazoa; Cnidaria; Anthozoa; Scleractinia; Pocilloporidae
Product: dehydrogenase/reductase SDR family member 1
Molecular function (GO): oxidoreductase activity
Source: RefSeq, a predicted model, not a curated record
AAGUCGUAGCUACGGAAAUGACUUACUUUUACCCGACUAUACUCCAAAAAAACAAACAUCCAUUCGGUGAUCUUAUUUCGCAGGCUCGUGACUACAGUGCUUCGAACUCUUUUUCGAUCUUUGAGUGAAAAAAACUUCAGUUCAAGACAGGAUGGCGUCCGAGCUGCCUUCUUUAGCAGGAAAAGUAUGCAUUGUGACAGGAGCUUCCAGGGGAAUUGGCAAAGGUAUUGCUUUGAUGUUGGCCAAGGCAGGAGCUACUGUUUAUAUCACAGGCAGGACUCUUGAUGCUGCACAAGGCAAGCAAGGGUCAUUGAGGGAAACAGCUGAAGAGAUUGGUCAGGAGAGUGCUGGUCAAUGUAUUCCUGUAAAGUGUGACCAUGGAAAUGAUGAGGAAGUAAAAAAAUUGUUUGAAAAAGUCAGUCAAGAACAAAAUGGACGACUGGAUGUUCUUGUGAACAAUGCUUACAAAGGAGUUAAGGCAAUAUUGGAGAGUGCUGGGAAACCAUUUUAUGAACAGUCAGUGGAGAUGUGGGAUGAGGUCAACAAUGUGGGCUUAAGAUCCAGUUAUGUGGCUGCAUGGCAUGCAGCUAAGAUGAUGGUUCCAGCAAAACAGGGGCUCAUUGUCAAUGUGUCAUCAGCCGGAGGCUUAAGAUAUCUCUUUAAUGUUGCAUAUGGCGUCGGCAAAGCUGCAACGGACAGAAUGGCUGCAGACAUGGCUGUGGAACUACGCAAACAGAACGUGGCGUGUGUCUCUUUGUGGCCAGGAGCUGUGAAAACUGAGAUUGUGACGGACUUGAUUCUCAGCAAAGCGGAUCAAGGAGGAAAGGCAAGUAAAGCCGCCACAAUUUUCAAAGACGCUGAAGAUGUCACGUUCUCCGGCAAAGCUGUGGCGUGGCUUGCAUCAGAUAGCGACAUCAUGAAAAAGACUGGUCGGAUUCUAAUAGUGGCAGAGUUGGCCAAAGAAUACGGUUUCAAAGAUGUUGGAGGAACUCAACCGUUGUCCAUUCGUCAAGUGAAGUUUCAUCUGGAGAGGUCCUACCCCUCUGUCGCCUGGAUGAUGCCUGAGUUUGUCUAUGUCCCGGCCUGGUUAGUGGCAGCUGCAACUCACAAACUCUGAUCACGUGAUUGAUCGACUACCUCCGGCUCAACAUGUGUGUAAUUACAAAAAUGAAAUCGCUAUUUGAAAUAGUGGCUUAUGAGUAAAGAGAUUUUAUUUUAGUGAUUGGGGGGUAUAAUAUUGUCAUCGGUAAGUGAUUAUGAUAACGUGGUAAUAUAAAUUUUAAUAAAUAAAUGGGAAAAACCUGGAA